AUGGCAACCUUAUCAGAGAGGAGGGACCCUUCUAUAAACCCACCAUCUUACAAUAAAGGGCGGCGGUUCAGACCUCAACUGUCCUGUACAUACUGCAGACAAAAGAAGCUCAAGUGCGACCGAGGGCAUCCUUGCGACAACUGCGCAAAACGCAACCAGUCUCAAUCAUGCCAGUAUGCCACUCCUGCGGUGCGCAACAGAACUGCUCAAGCUCGCCGGGUGACCUACUCUGGCGACAUUGCUGAGAGGGUACGUCACUUGGAAAAUCUCGUGCUUUCCUUGGGAGCUCGAAAUUCCGGUCUGCAAAACCAAAGCGCCGACGCGGCAGCGAUUCGUGUAGCAGUUCCCGACAAUGAUGGGACAAUGCUUGGAGAUCAGAUGGGCACAAGAUGGUUUGAUGAUACGCAUUGGCAAGCUAUCAUAGACGAUAUAGCAGAGCUCAAGGGCUGCACAGAUACCCUCGAACAAGCACGCGGCGACCCCCUUCCAGACACUGCAGAAGAAGAGAAUUACGGACUGACAUUGUUUUUUGGACUAUCACCGUCAAUGAACCGGUCUGAUCUGCUGGCAUCCCUCCCUUCAAGGCCUGUUGCCGACCGGCUCGUUUCUCGGUACUUUAACUCUAAGGAGCCUAUACUAAUGGUCCUCCAUAUCCCGACCUUUUAUAAAGAGGCAGCACCUGUUGCUUGGGUCGGUCUCCUCUUCAAUAUCUUGUGCUACUCAGUCUCCUUCUACCAGCGCGCAGGCGAUGCACUUCCGGGCUCGCUGGGUGAGCCAAGGCGCGCUCGCGAUUUCUACAGAACCCGUGCUGCGCAAUGCCUAGCCCUCGCAGACUACACCAGACCAGGUCGAUACAAGAUCGAGGCCCUCCUACUCUACUCCGGAACAGAAUUCAUGAGGACCAGAGAUAGCCAGAUUGGCAUUUCUAUUCUGGUCAGCGUCAUCGUUAAGCUGGCCAUGCAUAUGGGCUACCAUCGCGAUUCAAAACAUUAUCAGAAUCUUUCGGUUUUUGAAGGUGAAAUGCGGAGACGGGCCUGGGCAUUGAUAUGGCAAGUAGACCAUCUUGUUUCGUUCCAAGUUGGUCUUCCUAGAACGAUAUCUGAUUCGCAGUGCGACGCGGGCCUGCCUCAUAACCUUCUUGACGAGGACUUUGACGAGACGACAAAGGUGCUUCCCACGCCUCGGCCAAUUACGGAGCGUACUCCGGUGACAUACACAAUCAUGAAAGGAAAGCUUGUGUCUGUUUUCGCCCGGAUUGUCGAAAAAACAUACUUGACAGGAGGUGCAAUGCACGAGGAGGUGACGCAGCUUGAUAAGAAUCUCCAGGACGCACAUACCUCUUUGCCGCCUUUUUUGCGCAUCCGUACCAUGACCAUGUCUAUUACCGAUCCACCAGACCUCAUCAUGCAACGGUAUAAUCUCGAAUUGCUCUAUCAGAAAGCCCGAUGCGUGCUUCAUCGCAGAUACUUGACCGACUACCGAUCAGAUCUGAGAUAUGCUUACUCAAGGUGGUCGUGUGUAGAUGCAGCGACGCAGAUUAUUCGCCACCAGAGUGACCUCUACGACGAGACGUUACCAGGGGGCCAGCUGUAUAGAGAUAGAUGGUAUAUAUCAUCGCUAACCAGCCAUGACUUUCUUCUGGCUGCGAUGAUCUUAUGCCUGGAACUCUCCUGGAAGACGACGAGCGACCCACCAAAUCUAUACCCUGGCUCAAUGAAUUCGACACCCAAAAGCCAAGAAGAACUAUCAAAAACUUUAGAGACCUCGUACAGCAUUUGGACCACAUUCAGUGAAACCUCAACGGAAGCUCGGAAGGCAUCCAAAGCGCUGGCGCUAAUGCUUCAAAGUGCUAAGAGAAACCAUCCGGGCUCUAGAGACAGAGGAGAGGAGCCACCAGCCCCAGGUGUUCUUCCCUGGCGAAACGCAGGCAAACGAGGCCAGCAAGCAGUCAGCGGACCUAGACCUCAGCGGAAUGGUAGAGCCUACAUCGAUGGCGAUGGAGGAUAUGAUGAACAAUCCCGAAGGGUUUGA
This is a messenger RNA of Trichoderma citrinoviride, 2031 nucleotides long. RefSeq lists its product as hypothetical. Gene Ontology annotation, cellular component: nucleus. The transcript has 7 exons. The coding region runs from base 1 to 2031 and encodes 676 amino acids. Gene Ontology annotation, molecular function: zinc ion binding; DNA binding; DNA-binding transcription factor activity, RNA polymerase II-specific. Gene Ontology annotation, biological process: regulation of DNA-templated transcription; DNA-templated transcription. The record is from RefSeq and is a predicted model, not a curated record. Lineage: Eukaryota; Fungi; Ascomycota; Sordariomycetes; Hypocreales; Hypocreaceae.